AUGGCGAAUUCCAUCACCAGAUCUCAGGACGAACAGAGGUCCGCUUCUUCUCACUCUGGAAGUCCAGAUGAGAAGAAAGCAGGUCAGAAGGAGAAUCUUCAUAGAGCUUUAAGCGAGAAACAGAUCAGUAUGAUUGCAAUCGGUGGCUCGAUUGGAACAGGAUUGAUAAUCGCAAGUGGGACAGCAUUGGCUCAAGGAGGACCUGCGGGGCUUUUAAUCGGUUACUUAGCUAUGGGUGCCGUUUGUUGGGUGGUUAUUACGGCUUUGGGAGAAGUUAUCUCCUUCCUUCCUUUAGCGGGGUUCACAGGGACGGCUGGAAGAUAUGUCGAUCCGGCAGCUGGAUACUUACUGAUCGUGCCUAACCAGACGAAUGCAUCAGCAUUGCUGAUCUCUUAUUGGAGACCAGAUCUUUCAGGUUCAAUCUUCAUCGCAAUUUUCACGGUUUUCAUUAUUGUAUCAAAUUUUUGCGGCGUGCGUUUUUUCGGACACUUUGAAUACUGGAUGUCGUUCGCAAAGAUUGUCAUCUUGACAGCGAUUAUCUUGGGUGGCUUUAUCAUUUCAUUGGGCGGCAAUCCAUCCAACGAACGAAUUGGCUUUCGUUAUUGGACACAAGGAAGAGCUUUUGUCGAGUAUAAAGAGCAAGGCGCUCUCGGCCGUUUCUUAGGAGUUUGGAGUACGUUAACAUCCGCAAUGUUUGCGUAUUUGGGCAGUGAAUUGGUCGGUGUCACAGCCGGAGAAACUGCAAACCCAAGAAGAGCCCUGCCUCGUGCAAUCAAGAUGGUUAUUUACCGUAUUUUGAUCUUUUACAUCGGUGGUGUGAUUGUGAUCGGAAUGUUGGUCUCACCGCAGAAUCCAGGAUUGGUCGUCAAAGGAAAAGCAGCAAAAACCGCUGCAGCUUCCCCUUUCGUUUUGGCCAUCAAAAGCGCCAACAUUAAUGCUUUGCCUUCAGUUGUGAACGCUGCAUUAUUGGUUUUCACACUCUCUGCGAGUAACUCCGAUCUUUUUGUGGCUUCGCGAACCUUGUUCGGCCUCGCAAGAGAUGGCUACACACCAUUUUCCAAAUUCCUGCAACGUACCAACAGAUGGGGUGUUCCAUAUGUGUGCUUGUCAAUUUGCUCUUUGUUCUGCGCUUUAGCUUUCUUAAAUGCAAGUUCAGGUGGUGCAACGACGUUCACCUAUUUGACAAAUACCGUCACAAUCUUUGGAGGAAUCGCAUGGUGGGGAAUUCUGGUUACACAUAUUCGUUUCAUGGCAGGUUUGCGUGCUCAAGGUAUUUCGCGCAAAACUUUACCAUACGCCGCACCUCUUCAACCGUAUGGAUCGUAUAUUGCCCUAUUCGUUACCUCGCUUGUCUUGUUCUUCAAAGGUUUCAACGUUUUCUGGCCUGUAUUCGAUUAUCGUAACUUUAUCACAAAUUACAUCGGUAUCCCAGUCACUGCUUUCAUCUUCCUUGGAUGGAAAUUCUAUCACAAGACAAAAUUCAUCAAAGCAUCCGAAAUGGACUUUACGACUGCAAGAAACUUUGACAUCUUAGAUACCGCAUGGCAAGACGAAGAGAAAUGGUACCGUAAACCAUUAGCGGUUAAACAUUUGGUUAUCUGA
Meira miltonrushii is the source of this 1602-nucleotide messenger RNA. RefSeq lists its product as uncharacterized. Gene Ontology annotation, cellular component: membrane. Lineage: Eukaryota; Fungi; Basidiomycota; Exobasidiomycetes; Exobasidiales; Brachybasidiaceae. Gene Ontology annotation, molecular function: amino acid transmembrane transporter activity. The coding region runs from base 1 to 1602 and encodes 533 amino acids. Gene Ontology annotation, biological process: amino acid transmembrane transport. The transcript has 4 exons. The record is from RefSeq and is a predicted model, not a curated record.